This is a messenger RNA of Suillus bovinus, 945 nucleotides long. RefSeq lists its product as uncharacterized. Bases 80 to 853 code for a protein of 257 amino acids. The record is from RefSeq and is a predicted model, not a curated record. Lineage: Eukaryota; Fungi; Basidiomycota; Agaricomycetes; Boletales; Suillaceae. The transcript has 8 exons.
UUUUCAAUAUGCUAGGUGCGCUACACUGGAGCAAUAUCUUGUGUGUACGUACAGUUUGCAAGUUCAUUCAGUAGAGUAGAUGCCAUUGCACCAUGCUAAUAAACCAACAUUCGCAUUUAGCGCCAACCUACUGUGGUAUCUCAAUUCAGUGUCGGUGACGAAUACAGUGGGUGUUAUCCUUUGGUUUAUACUGGUAUGGACGACUGUCAUCGUCAAUACGAUGCUGGACGUCAUCAUGAUGGCUCGGAUACAUGCUAUGUAUGGGCGGUCCAAAAAGAUGUUCAUCUUUCUCACCGUAGUCUUGAUGACUUCAACUAUCACGACCACAGUGAUGGUGAUAAUCUUAAACAUCGGGGUUUCAGGUGAACGCCACUUUUCCGGCACCAGUCAAUGUGCCGUUGUCUUCGCCAACAUGGAUGCGGUACAUCUUCAUGACGCGGCGUGGAUUCCUUCCGUUCUGUGGGAGGUCCUUGCCUUCUGUCUUGUAGUCUGGAUUAUCGUGGUCCACUUCUGUGAAUUACGAAAACAUGGACCGACGGGAUUGACCGUCAUAGACUAUUUCACGGUUUUAAUCAAAACCCAUAUGCUAUACUUUGUUUUCUUUGCUGCUGUAUCUUGCCUCUACAUCGGCCCACUAUCUCCAAAGCUGUCCUCAAGUUCCUUGGGAGGUGGUAUUUAUUUCGGCAUUCUCAAUUUCGCCCAGCCUGUACAAAUGUUUGUGCUGGGACCACGUCUGGUCCUUAGUGUUCGACAAUAUCACGCUAAACUCGCGGCCGGGUUUGAUGAAGAAACUAGCAUAACUGCGAGUGCCUUCCGGGAUGGCAGACAUCUGUCAAUCAGCAUUGGGACUUGAAGUAUCGUUGUAGUAUUUACUUGUAAAACAUCAUGCACCAUGUUCGAAAGUGAGCCAGUGCAUAUAAUAUCGUCUGGGGAAACCAAUCUGUG